GAAAAUGAAGAGGAGAUCUGACCCCGAGCAGCAGCCCAGCAGCGUCCAGAGCCGCAAGAAGAAGCGAAUUGAAGAGUUAGGGCUCAACCUGAGCUCCACCUCUGAUGAUGAUACACAGUACAGCAACCAUGGGACUCAGGAGUCUUCCACGAGCAGCACAAGCUCUGACAGUGACAGUGAAGAGAAGAGGCCUGUGUUUGGCUCUGCCAGUAUUGACGCCAUGUCUGAUCCUCUCGCUGAAGGCACUUCCUCCCGUUACUCCAUGUACAACAGCGUCUCCCAGAAACUCAUGGCCAAGAUGGGCUUCCGCGAGGGCGAAGGGCUGGGGAAAUUCGGCCAAGGCAGAAAAGAAAUUGUUGAAACUUCCAAGCAGAAAGGCCGAAGGGGUCUGGGUAUGGUCCUGAAAGGGUUCGAGAAAGAGCUGAAUAUAAACUGGCGGACGGAACCAGAGGCUACCGCUUAUGAAGAAGUGGACUGGUUCCCAGAAUGCACCACUGAGAUCCCAGAUGCUGACGAGUUGUCCGAUUGGAUGACCGUGGAGAAGCGAAAGCUGAUCAUAGACGACGAGACUGAGUUCUGCCGGGACAGUCUCCUGACCAACCUGCUUGAGUGCAAGAGUGCCUUCGAUGAGCUGGAAGGGGAGGAGAUGAGACGUGCCAGGACCCGGUCCAACCCGUACGAGAUGAUCCGAGGAGCCUUUUUCCUUAAUCGAGCAGCGAUGAAAAUGGCCAACGUCGACCAUGUGUUUGACUACAUGUUUACCAACCCUAAAGACUCUCAUGGGAGGCCGAAGCUGAAGGAUAAGGAGUCGGAGCUGCUGUAUUUUGCUGACGUCUGCGCCGGCCCCGGGGGCUUCUCGGAGUACGUGCUAUGGAGGAAGAAGUGGCACACUAAGGGCUUCGGCAUGACCCUAAAGGGACCCAAUGACUUCAAGCUGGAGGAUUUUUACGCUGCUCCUAGUGAGCUCUUUGAGCCUUAUUAUGGGGAAGGGGGAGUGGAUGGUGACGGAGAUGUUACCCGCCCUGAGAACAUCACAGCCUUCCGAAACUUCAUCCUCGACAACACAGAGCACAAGGGGGUCCACUUUAUGAUGGCGGAUGGUGGCUUCUCUGUGGAAGGGCAGGAGAACAUUCAGGAGAUUCUCAGCAAGCAGCUCCUUCUGUGCCAGUUCCUGGUGGGACUCUCUGUCGUCCGGACAGGGGGACAUUUCAUCUGCAAGACCUUCGACCUAUUCACUCCGUUCAGCGUGGGCCUCAUUUACUUGCUGUAUUGCUGCUUCGAACGAAUUUGCCUAUUCAAGCCCCUGACCAGCCGGCCGGCCAACUCCGAGAGAUACGUGGUUUGCCGGGGGCUGAAAGAGGGCAUUGAUGACGUGCGCAAUUACCUGUUCACUGUAAAUCGCCGACUCAAUCACCUGCGCGACUCGGACCAGGAUGUCAGUUUGGUGGUUCCGAUGGAGGUGCUGAGGGGGGACAGGCAGUUCUAUGACUACAUGGUCCGUUCUAAUGAGAGCCACUGUGAAGUGCAGAUCAAGGCCCUGGCGAAAAUUCACGCUUUUGUUCAAGAUUCGACUCUGAGUGAGCCGCGCCAGGCGGAUAUACGGAAGGAGUGCCUGAAGCUGUGGGGGAUUCCGGACCAGGCGCGAGUGGCACCAACUAACACUGAUCCCAGGACCAAGUUUUUCCAGCUGAUUCAGAGCCAGAACAUUGACGUGUUUAGUUACAAGCCGACGGCUCUGACUGCCAAGACCCUGGAGAAGCUGAUCCACGUGUUUGAUUACCGGUGUAUGGUGUGCGGGAGCGAGCCCAAGUUCCUGCUCGGCAUGGGGCGCUCUCAGAUCUACACCUGGGGGGGCCGAUCCAACGACCGAUGGACUAAACUGGACUUGAAAACGGAGCUGCCCCGGGACACCCUGCUUUCUGUGGAGAUUGUCAAUGAACUGAAGGGAGAGGGGAAGGCGCAGAGGAAGAUCAGUGCUAUCCAUGUACUCGACGUCCUGUUUCUCAAUGGGACUGAUGUACGGACGCACCACUUUACUCAGAGAAUCCAAAUGGCAGAGAAGUUCGUUCGGGCAGUUUCCAAGCCCAGUCGGCCCGACAUGAAUCCAAUCAGGGUGAAGGAAGUGUAUCGGCUGGAAGAGAUAGAAAAGAUCUUUUUACGGUUAGAAAUGAAGCACAUUAAGAGCUCCGGGGGGUUCCUGCGCCUCUCCUACACCGGCAGAGAUGACCGUCACUUCGUGCCAUGUGGCCUCUAUAUUGUCAAAACUAUAAACGAUCCCUGGACCAUGGCCUUCAGCAAAGGGCAGAAACGCAAAUAUUUCUACAACUCCAAGACUCAGACCUCACAGUUUGUGGUCCCAGUGGAGUCCAUUGCGCCAUUUCAUGUUUGCUACUACGAGCGGCUGUUCUGGGAGUGGGGAGAAGGGGUGCAGAUCCACGAGUCCCAGAAGCAGGACCCCGACUCGGGCAAACUCUCCCGAGACACCGUCCUGCAGUUCAUUCAGGAGCAUCAUCCGUGCUACCCCUCCGGCCUGACUGAAGACAGGUAAUAGGGCCCCUGGGGGCCCCGAGAGACAGGCUCAGCGUCAGUUCUGGACUGUGAGAGGUUCUCCUGCCUUCCUGUUACUUACCUGCCCCUGGGACUUACCUGCCCCCGGCACUUACCUCCAUUCUGUGCUGAUCCAGUGACCCCGCGCCGGCUCUAACCUGCUCCUAAAGUCCUUUUGGGCCCCCAGCACCGUCCCCUGUAGGGGCCUGGGGUGCUGUUCCAGUAACAUGAACUGCCCAUUGGCACUGCCCUGGAACCAAUCAGAUUACUGGCCUUUGCAUAUUAUUAUAUGCUAGUGAAUCCUACUUUGGUUUUAUGCCCUUUGCUCCCUCGUUUCCUAUCAAGGACUACAACUCCCAGAAUUCCCGGUUCAUUUAAUGCUCCCAGCACCCAGGACAUUCCUGCAUGACUGGUACCCGCCUCUCCCCCCGAAUACCUGCUAAUUCCCCCGUUCCUGCUCCCUGCUUUGGGCUGAGGUGCUGAUUGGCUGAAAACAAUAUGUAUAUUUUUUUAACUGAACUUGGCCAACUAGCCCUUAUUCUGAUUGGCUGGAGCUUUUUUUGACUGCUGUGAUUGAAAGAAAAGAAACCAACCAAGUUCAGGAGCGGCGCCAGAGCCCAAUCAUUGGCAGGAUGUGGGUCACAUGGUACUGGGGAGCCAUAAAUCAGCCAGACUGGACAUGCAUCACCACGAUGGGGGGGGUCUGGGGUUAAUAUUAUGUUGGUGCGUAACUGACCCCCCCCCCCCGAUCUCAUUGGAUUUGCCCCGUGUGGGUCCCGGCUCAGUGCUGUAAGUUGUGCAGAGUCUGGGCCAGAACUGUCCUUGGUGCCACCCACCGCCUUUGCACCAAUAGAUUUGCACGUCAUCCCCCCCCCCCCCCAGAGCCCCCUCAGUGUCCUUGGACUUUUCUAUUGUGAUUAUGAACUGUGGUGGGAGACACCGAGGGGCAAAUCUGGUUUCUACGUGUUCUGCUCUAGAGCUUUGUUCUGUUCUGCUGAGACCCAAAUAUAAAUAUCAUUUCCGUGUGUC
This is a messenger RNA of Xenopus tropicalis (tropical clawed frog), 3576 nucleotides long. The record is from RefSeq and is a predicted model, not a curated record. Lineage: Eukaryota; Metazoa; Chordata; Amphibia; Anura; Pipidae.